AUGAUAUCUGUUAACACACGACAAGAUUCUGCUCUCCAAUUGUCAACAACAUCUCAUUCAACUAUAAUGAAUACCGCUAGCGAUAAUACCUCUUCACCUAAAACCAAGAAUCAUCCGGAUGAGAAUAGAACCCGCCAAACUGGGCCUUGGUCAAAAGAAGAAGAUGAUAUUUUAUUAGCGUUGAUUAAAACAAUGGGUAACAAACAUUGGAAAGCAAUUGGUGAAAAGCACGGUCGGCGCGAUGGAAAGCAAUGUCGAGAGAGAAUGAGAUCUAACACACGACAAGAUUCUGCUCUCCAAUUAUCAUCAUCUCGUUCAGCUACGAUAAAUACCGCUAAUAUUUCAUCUAAAACUGAGAAUCAUCCAGAUGAUAAUGGAACCCGCUAA
This is a messenger RNA of Ambispora gerdemannii, 387 nucleotides long. The record is from the annotation of a GenBank genome assembly. Lineage: Eukaryota; Fungi; Glomeromycota; Glomeromycetes; Archaeosporales; Ambisporaceae.